This is a messenger RNA of Labeo rohita (rohu), 2330 nucleotides long. RefSeq names its product NCK adaptor protein 2b (gene nck2b). Gene Ontology annotation, biological process: positive regulation of endoplasmic reticulum stress-induced intrinsic apoptotic signaling pathway; negative regulation of endoplasmic reticulum stress-induced eIF2 alpha phosphorylation; negative regulation of PERK-mediated unfolded protein response. The record is from RefSeq and is a predicted model, not a curated record. Gene Ontology annotation, molecular function: protein binding. NCBI's taxonomy places the organism in Eukaryota, Metazoa, Chordata, Actinopteri, Cypriniformes, Cyprinidae.
GGCUGUGACGUCAUCAAGCGCUGGGUUGAGCAGCAGGGAGAGAGCGCGAGAGCGCUGCGGCGGAGUUUCUAUAGGGCCUGCGAACGAAGAACAGGGAGGACAACGAAGAGCACGCUGAACGGGAUUUUCCUUCGCCUUCUUCUGAAUGCAUCCACACCGAGGCUAAUCGGGAUAAAGGUCGUUUCCAUCCACAUCCCUUCGUUUUCCCCGAACUGUCCAGAGGCAACCUGUAAAGAGGGACUCCAUGAAAGAUGUCAGAGGAGGCGAUUGUUAUUGCCAAGUGGGACUAUACGGCACAGCAAGACCAGGAACUUGACAUUAGGAAAAAUGAGCGUUUGUGGCUCCUGGAUGACUCAAAAACAUGGUGGCGAGUACGAAAUGCAUCCAACAGAACAGGCUAUGUUCCUUCCAAUUACGUCGAACGCAAGAACAGUCUAAAGAAAGGCUCUCUGGUGAAAAAUCUCAAAGAUACACUUGGCUUGGGAAAAACGAAACGCAAAACGAGCACACGGGAAGCCUCUCCAACACCCAGCACCGAUGAGUACUCGUCUAAUGGAGGUGGAGCAGAACGAAUAUAUGAUUUGAACACUCCAGCUGUGGUGAAGUUUGCCUACAAUGCGGAACGGGAGGAUGAGCUUAGCCUGGUGAAAGGAGUCCGGCUGAUGGUGAUGGAGAAAUGCAGCGACGGCUGGUGGCGGGGCAGCUAUAACGGUCAGAUGGGCUGGUUCCCCUCUAACUACGUCCAGGAGGAGGAGGUGGAGGACACGUCAGCUGACUUUCCCGCUGUCUUCUCCUCACGGCCGGUCCUCAGUAACGGCCAGGGCCCCAGAGUCCUACACACUGUUCAGACGCUCUACCCCUUCAGUUCCGUCACGGAGGAGGAGCUGAACUUCGAGAAGGGCGAGAUGAUGGAAGUGCUGGAGAAGCCAGAGAAUGACCCCGAAUGGUGGAGGUGUAAGAACUGCCGUGGGCAGGUGGGUCUGGUGCCAAAGAACUAUGUGGUUGUGCUCAACGAUGGUCCAUUAGCCUUGGGCUCCCAAUCCCAGCAGAACAGCCACACGGGACCCUCCCACACGGGGAAAUUCGCCGGAAAGGACUGGUACUAUGGCAACGUGACACGGCACCAGGCUGAGUGUGCGCUGAACGAGAGGGGGGUGGAGGGAGACUUCCUUGUGCGAGACAGCGAGUCCUCUCCAAGUGAUUUCUCAGUGUCGCUGAAAGCAGUCGGGAAGAACAAACACUUUAAAGUGCAGCUGGCUAAUGGAGUUUACUGCAUCGGUCAACGCCGCUUCAAUACUAUGGAUGAACUGUUAGAGCACUACAAAAAAGCUCCCAUCUUCACUAGCGAACAUGGAGAGAAGCUUUACCUUAUCAAACCCCUCCAGUGACCUUCCACACACAAAUGAGCCUUACAACCAGACCUGACUGGACCAGACCAGAUCUGACCUCACACUGAGCCAAGUGAUCUGCAACUCCUACUUACCGCUCAUUUCUCACCAGCAAACAGGGGACUUAGUGAAUACGAACCCACAGGAAAAUCACAGGAUUUAACAUUGUUGUUUCUGCAGAGGUGUCCGUUUUGUCCCUUUAGCUCUUCUAUUCAGUGGUUCACCUAAAUGAAUAUCGCCUUUUCCAAGUGAUAAUUUAAGCACUUGCCCAUUGCCUUGACCGACAGCUCAUUUUCUGUUCACACUAAGCCGGCGUCGAGAUACAGGACAGCCAACAGAUGCGGCCUUCAUCUGAUACAGACUGUUUUGGCAGUACAAUAUUCAAAGUCAUCACAGGGCAAACUGUAUAUACAUGGGAGUUGCCAAAGAGAGAGAUGGCCACAGGUACUCGUCGCCCCCUGCUGGAUGAACUGAGAAAUGUCAACAGGAGGGUCUUUAUAUGAUGAAUGUUUUGUAGAUGCUUAACCAAAUGUGCCACCUUCACAUUCAAGCACUGCUCGUCUAGUAUAUAUAUAAAUAUAUAAGAGAACUAUAUCCACCUCAUUCAGAUUCACACAUCUGUAUCAGCGUAAAAAGUGUUGCCAUAAACCUCCAUAUUACAGCAAAACACUGUUAGAGUUAAAUUUCUAAAGGGCACCAUUUGAAGAGAAUGGUUUGGUCUAUUUACAAAUGAGUCCAUUCAGCUUUUAGGUUUCAGAGCUUUUAUAAAAGUAUGGUACAUAUGAAUGUUACUGAGCAUUGUUAUUUAAAAUCAUGUUUAUUUAACGAGAGGAAGACAAAAAAAAAAGCUGCGGAGAAGGACAAUGUAGUAAGCUCCACAUCCAUGAUAGCUGUGCAAAAAGUUGAAAUACUUUUGUGUAAUUAAACAUUUUGCAAGAGUAA